Lytechinus pictus (painted urchin) is the source of this 8019-nucleotide messenger RNA. RefSeq lists its product as uncharacterized. The record is from RefSeq and is a predicted model, not a curated record. Gene Ontology annotation, biological process: protein dephosphorylation. The coding region runs from base 278 to 5839 and encodes 1853 amino acids. Gene Ontology annotation, molecular function: protein tyrosine phosphatase activity; protein binding. The transcript has 37 exons. Lineage: Eukaryota; Metazoa; Echinodermata; Echinoidea; Temnopleuroida; Toxopneustidae.
AUUCAACUCACAGGAAAAGGAAGUAGAUAGCAAGAAAUCUCCAAACGAGGAAAAGCGAUGUAUAUCACUUCUUCCCCGUUUAGAAGUAAUCUCUAUUUUUCUAAUUUCGGUCGCCAUUUAACGAGAUUGGUGGUUUGGUGUUACGCACAGUCAUGAUGUUCUUUUUGAGUUUGUCUUUGUAACUGCUUCACUGUUGAUUAUUCAUUCCUGUUUUUUCUUGUUCGAAACUUCUGAUUUGUAUACAAAUUAAAGUGUGUCGAAGGAAACCGAGUUGAAGAUGAAUUAUUUCUUCACAGAAACCCAAACUACAUUGUGUUAUUUGUUGUUUCUGAUGUGUGUCUUUCAAGUUUAUAGUCAACAAUGCCCUGAUUCUUUCAUCGAGUUCGGAGAUGCAAAAUACUGUUACCGCCAUGGAGGAGUACCGUUUGACAGCGCACGGGUCUACUGCAAAGAAAUCGGUGGAGAUUUAACAAUUAUUACAUCCCAGGAACAAAAUGAAUUUCUCGCAGAAAAUUUGGUAUCGGCACCUUCAAGCUCCAACGACAGAUAUCGUUACUGGAUUGGCUUGAAUAGAAAUGACAAUGGCAAUCUGCGGUACAUCAAUGGAGACGCUCCAAGCUAUACAAACUGGGUAUCACCAGCGGCAGAAAACGAUUGUGCUUUUAUCAUAGGAUCUCAGCUCGACAUACAUGGACAAUGGGACAGAAAUCCAUGUUCAAACUUUCGCCGAAGUAUUUGUCAAAUAUUUAAAGCUUUACCCUUGAACAGCUGGGUACCAAUAGGAAACACUCUUUACCACGUGACAGAAGACUGGACCUCUCGAACUUAUAACGGCGCCAAAGAAUACUGUUUGAACCUUGGAGGGAGUCUCGCUCAACCACGAUCUCAACGAGCCAACGAUUUAUUACAAGCUGAUAGUGGAAGUUCUGGAGUAUGGAUUGGAUUAAAUGAUAUCAAUGAAGAAGGAACAUACCAAUGGGAGGAUGGUACACUGCUAGGAGGAAGUUCACCUUGGUGGGAAGAUGGCGAGCCUACAGCGAACUCUGGUUUGGAUUGUGUUCAAUUGUCUCCGAAUGGAUGGAGAGUACAAACAUGUUAUGCUCAACUCAGAUUUGCUUGUCAAUUAAAUCAAGCACUUCCACUCGGUAAUUGGAUCCCAUUUGGUAAGAACGACUACUUCAGGUUGCCAUCUUGGCUGACUCUCCCCUUCCUAGAUGCAAGGGAUUAUUGUCAAACUCUGGGCGGAGAUAUCGCACAACCGAAGGACGAUCAGUCACACGAUUUCCUUCAAGAAACGGUCGAUACAGCGUUUUGGAUAGGAUUAUCUGACACGGAGGAAGAAGGGACAUAUUUAUGGAUAGAUGGGACUAUACAAGGAAACAGCUUUCCUCCAUGGGCACAGGGAUCUACACCUCAACCCAGUGAAAACAAUGACUGCGUUUACAUUCGAAGAGCCGGUGGCUGGAGUGUCAGGGAGUGCACCGCAGCAACACGAUUUGUCUGCGAAAAGUCGCGAGCUCCGGAGCCGAUUCUACCUAUCCGUCUAACCGCCGCAACCCAAACGCCAUUCGGUUCCGACUCCGGAGCUCUGAGGUACCUGUGCCUCUUGAGCUCUCCUGAUGCUGAUGAUCCUACCAUCACUGUCACCACACAGAGACUUGUAAAGCUCAGCCAGUCAUCUGUUGAUGAUGACCUGACCGUGCCUGGGGUCAAUGAGGCCAUGAACCCGGAUUCCUUACCCGUAGUCAUUGAUCAGAGCUUACCCUUAGAUGCUAAUGGGAUGGGUGUGUUCGAAUGCAAGGCCUCAUUGUCACCCGCCGGAUCAACAACCUCGGUAUCAACAGUCAUAUUGCUACAUUCAAGACAGUAUCAACCGGCUGAUGGUCGAUUCACGAAGUCAGUCUACCCUGGGGGUAACAUAUCACUGGGUGUCAGUAAACUAGAGAUGGACAUGGAUCUCUCGAAGGUGAUAUGGCGGAGAUUCUCAAACCUCAAUUCAUUGGACUCGACGCUGGGCCAGAGCAUGGGACAGCUCCACCAUGACGUCACAAUGGCAGAGAGUCAAGAUGCUGAUGUCUACGGGACUUACACGGAUGGAGAGAUCAUUAACCAUGAACAAAGCUUCAUUCGAUUGAUCGUGAUUGGUUGCCCAGAAGGACGUUGGGAUCCUCCUAGUUGCCUAGGUGUUUGUGAUAAUUGUUACAAUGGAGGGAUCUGUCAUCAGCAAUCAGGGACCUGUGUCUGUCCGCCGGGGUUCUCUGGAAAGAAUUGCCUAACAGCUUGUGGUGAGCAUCGAUACGGCUGGGCAUGUGAGUUUGAAUGUGGCUCAGGACAGCCUUUGGACCAGUGUGCCGGAAGUCAGAUCUGUCUACCCGACCCUUAUGGAUGCAACUGUUUGGCUGGUUAUACAGGAGUCUACUGCAAUGAAACUUGCCAGGAAAAAAGGUUUGGUGUUGACUGUAUUCUAGAUUGCCAUUGCUCACAGGAAUCAUUGUGUAACCCUUACAAUGGAAGCUGCUCAGCAGGAUGCGAGAAUGGUUGGUCUGGACCGUCUUGUCAAGUACCUUACACAUGCAGUAAUGGCUACUACGGAGACAACUGCACAGAGAAGUGCAACUGCCUUGACGGACGCCCAUGUGAUAAGGUUACAGGAUCUUGUCUAGAAUCAGAGGGCGAGUGUGCUGUUGGGUAUAUCCCAGAUCCUGAAGGACCCUAUGAUAACUGCAGAUUAUAUUCUGGAUGCUAUGAUUCUUGUUCCAGUACUUGCCAUUGUUUUGAUGGAUCAGCCGAUUGUAACAGUGUUACCGGGUCUUGUUUCUCAGAGACAUGUUCUCUGAGAAGGUCUGGAGAUAAAUGCCAAACAGAUCGGUUCAGCAUUCAAACCGAGAAGACCAACCCCGGCCUAGCCCUUGUCCACUGCAUGUUCUCUUCCAUCGGCCAAUCGAUGCCAUCAGAAAGUAUCAACAUAUCUCGAAAUGAUACCUUUAUCGGUCAAGCAUCAAUAAUCCAAUCCAACUAUUCAACCGAGGACAAUGUUUCAAGAGGGUCCUUCUAUCUGGAAUCUGUUGGUCCAGAUGACAUCCUUUAUUGUACGGUUGGUUUGAUUAAUGGCACUCAACGGCCGAUGAGCUAUGCCCGGAUACCCAAGAGAGAAUAUUAUGUACUUCCAGAACUUGCAACACAACCUUCUGUCUCCACGAUUGGACUUGAUCAGGUGAUGGUCAUGUGGCGUCCGUGGACUCCUGAAAAAGACUUGGGCGAUGGGCCGAUCAUUGGUUAUUACAUCUACGUCAGAUCAUCGGAUGAUGACGUCACAAAAGAAUGGAUACCAUCUCCACAACCUGACCAGCAAAGGACUGGGAACUCUACCAAAUCAAAUAGAAUGCUACAGAAUGAAACUUUGCAUCGCAAUAUUACCGAUUUACAACCAGAUUCCACGUAUUUGUUAUCAUUGAGUGUUGUCAGAGAGGGUCUGAAUGGGGAAGGAGCCGAAGGAGAUGAAAGUCAAUUCAUGACUCUUCCAAUCCCUACAACUGUACCGCCUACCACGGUACCACCUACCACGCCUACCGUAGAACCGGGUAGUAUGAGCCGACAAAAUAAUGUUACGUCGAUUGCUGCUGGAUGUUCCGCUGGAUUCAUAUUGGUUAUUUUGAUUGUGAUUGUCAUUAUACUCUUCGUAAGAUAUCGGAAUAGGAAGACGAAGACAGGAAGAAGAAAUCAAGAGUCACUGCAUUAUGUGAAUACACCCAAGACUUGUUAUGAAGAAGAUGGGACCGGGAUGGAUGAUCUAGAUGGCAAUGGGAAAGACGUCCUUCCUUAUGUUAACAUGGAGGAACUAAGUUCUACAGACAACAUUCUGCAACAAACGGCCAACUCACCAGGUCCCAACCCACCGAGCCGGGCAUGGACGUCACCAGAAAAGAAACCGGUAGCAUCGGUUGAACCGAUAGCCCAAAGUGACCGGAUACCCGUGGAUGAGUUCCCGGCCUUUGUCCAGAAGAACCGGCAUACCGAUUUUUUUAAAGAGGAGUUUAGUUCGUUGCCCAGUGGUAUUCAAUAUCGGCAGACAGUAGCAGAGCGUCCGAUCAAUGCUCAAAAGAAUAGAUACAAGAACAUCCUACCUUAUGACGCCCAUAGAGUGGUUUUAGCACACAUAGACGAUGAGCACGAAACGGAUUACUAUAACGCCUCCUAUAUAUCUAAUUUCAAGUGUGACCGAGCGUACAUCGCAGCACAAGGGCCUAAUACGGCAUCUGAAACAGAUUUCUGGAGAAUGGUCUGGCAAGAAAAAGUAAAAACUAUUGCCAUGGUAACUAAUCUAAAAGAAGGAAAUAAGAGAAAAUGUCAGAAGUACUGGCCUAAUGAUAUCAACCAUACGAUGCAGUUUGGACCGUAUCAAGUUGUGCUUAAAUCGUCAGUAGACGGCGCCGCCUGGGUUGUACGGCAUCUAAUAAUAAGACGGGAUACUGAGUCUCAUAAUGUCUGCCAGCAUCAUUAUACUGAAUGGCCUGACAAAGGUGUACCCAAACAUACGUCAUCGCUUCUUAUGUUUCUGAGAGAGGUCCAAGCGCACCAUGGCCAGAAUGAAACUCCAUUGCUUAUUCACUGCAGUGCUGGAGUUGGUCGAACAGGUGUGAUGAUAGGUAUUGAUGGUAUAGUAGGUGGAGCCAAAGCUACUGGCUUUGUCGAUGUCUUUAGCUUCGUAUCUAACAUGAGACAGAACAGACCACAAAUGGUACAAACAGCGGAGCAAUAUGAGUUUCUUUACCACGCUGUUCUUGAGGAUCUCGUGUUUGAAAACACAUCGAUUCCGUUUGAGAACUUCCCAUCAUACCUCAAAGGGUUAAAGGAACUGCUUCCGGGAGGAAAACAAACCGGUCUUUCAAAACAGUUUAAGAAUCUACAAGUGGUGAGUCCAGAUCCCCCUGAAGCCAUGAAUCGUACAGCUCUUCUCGCAGAAAACCAAUCAAAGAAUAGAUAUGGACACAUCUUACCAUUGCAGAGAAAUCGUGUGAUACUCCAAUCUCGGGACUCUGAGGAAGACUACAUCAACGCAAGUUUUGUCAAGGGUCCGUACUUCAGUUUCAUUACGACUGCGAUGCCGAUGACGAACACGGUACGUGAUUUCUGGGCCAUGAUCUAUGAUUACCAACCAUCACAUAUCGUCAUGCUCAAUGAUGUACACGAAGAUAAGACGUGUGAGCAGUAUUGGUCAGAAAAGAGCGCUAUAACUCAGGGAUGUUUUACCAUCACGGUGACGUCAUCAAAGAGAGACAACAACGUCAUCAGGAGAAAACUUCGAGUUCAGCAUUCAAAAUCAUUGGUAUAUCAUGAUGUUGAUCAAUACCAGUUGCUACAAUGGUGCCGGGAUGGACAUUAUUCAUCACUUCUUACGAUCAUUGAUCAGGUCCAGGAGUCUUCAGAAACACUGGCAGAGCCAUCCAUCCUAGUCCAUUGCUUGAGUGGUGUUGGACGAACAGGUGCAUUUUGUAGUGUAAUGGAGUGCAUCGCACAGAUUGCUGAAACGGGUAACGUCGAUGUCUUUCAAACAAUCAAGGAGCUAAGAGUUGAACGAACGCACUUUGUUCAAACAGAGUCGGACUAUGAGGACACAUAUAUGAUUCUACAAGAUUUCCUGUGCAAGGCUAACACCGAGUUAACACCGUCCGAUAACAGUGACAUGGAACCUACAUACGCUAACAGGGAGAGUGUAUACGCUAACAUCGAACCUCAGCCUGACAGUGGUAAUGGAGGCCAUGCCGAAAAUAGAACUCUGCUACGCGGUCAAACGAAUGCAGUGUAUGAAAACGUGUCAUUUGAUCCUCAUGAAGAAUAGAUACUUUUUAUGUCAUUCUCAUUCUAGGAUCACUCGUCUUUCCUUGUCAGUACUGUACCGCAUACCUGCAAAUUAGCUGCGAUGCAGCUUUCCCCCUCUACUGCAUGAUCCAGGCCAGCUCCCUCCUCUCCUUAAAGGUCAAGUCCACCCCGGAAAAAUGUUAUUUGAAUCAAUCAAUAGAGAAAAAUCAAACAAGCAUAAUGCUGAAAUUUCAUCAAAAUCAGAUCGCUUGUUUGUCACAAAAUGGUUAUAUGCACAACUCAGUGACAUGCAAGUGAGAGUCGAUGAUGUCCAUCACUCACUAUUUCUUUUUAUUUUUAUUGUUUUAAUUAUACAAUAUUUCAUUUUUCCAAUUUGACAUUACGAAACAACUUAACUGAACCAUAAAAUGUUAUAACAAUGGUCAUACCACAUGUUCAGGGAGGAAUAAAACUUUGUUUCACAGGACAAUAAGGAGAAUGUUAGAAUAUUACAUAUUUCAUAUAAUAAAAUACAAAAGAAUUAGUAAGUGGAUGACGUCAUCAGUCUCCUCAUUUGCAUAUAACUGUUUUGUGAAAUUAAGCAAAACUUUAAAAUGUCAUAACUUUCUUAUUUUACAUCCGAUUUUCAUGACAUUUUUUGUAUUAUGCUUGUCGGAUUUUUCUCUUUUCAUUCAAACCAACUUUUUGUUGGGGUGGACUUGCCCGUGGACUUGUCCUUUAAAUUAUUACCAACACUGGAUCAAUUCAAACAAACCUAGAAGACCUACCUCUUCUAAUAUCCUGAUCAUUUAUGACCUGGACUGAGAACAGUACUGACACUGCCUGGUAAUUUGUAUAAUCUCCUAUGCUGACCAGGGCUGGCAUCUCAAUCAAAGUACUUUGUAUCUCAUGAAAAAGGCGCUCUAGAAAUAUACGUAUUAGUAUCAUCAAUGAAGGGUGGAAUGGAAUGGAACGUCAUAGUAUGCAGAUGAUGAUGAUGAUGUAAAAUGAAAUAAUAAAAUGGUAUGAAAAAAUAAAAAUUAUGAAUUUUUCAUUGUGUCAAAAAAACAGAUGUAUAACGACAACAUAUUUUAUAUUACGCAUUUCCUUGUCAGUAAGUUGCCUCAAGUGUUCUCCUUUUACUUUUACAAAUCGUUUUGCACAUUAUUUAUCUUCUUACGAAUUUUUAUAUGAUUACAUUAGAAAAUCAUUUCUUUUUUAAAUUGCAGGUAUAUGUAUCAUGUAGUAUGUAUGCAGAAAAGGGUUUUUUAAGUAUCCCAAUAACUCAUCGCAUCAUGUGGGGACGUCGUGGUCUAGUGGUUAUAUGACUCUUGUCUUUCAAUGUGAGGGGCGUGGGUUCGAUUCCCAGCCUUGGCAUGUUUUCCUUCAGCAAGAGAUUUACCCACAUUGUGCUGCACUCAACCCAGGUGAGGUGAAUGGGUAACCGGUAGGAAGAAAUUCCUUGAAUGCUUCAGCGCCUAUAUGGCAGCACGGCUGGAGCUGGGCUGAUAACAGCAGCGCUUUGUAUCCUCGGGCAAAAAACGCUUAAUAAAUCGCUUAAUAAAUCCAGCUAUUUAUUAUCAUUAUCAAUAUUAUUUUGAUUCAUCAUGAAAAUAUAUUUUGUAUUCUUUAUGUGGUGCAUAUAUAUAUUCUAAGUUAUCGCAGUUUUAUUUUUGUAAUUAAUAACAUGAUGUAAUAAUCAAACUAUCUGAUAUACACAACUCAUUCUAAUUCGUUAUCUGAAGCUGAUGAUGAAAUUUGUAGAAUUUGAAACGUUUAUAAUGCAGUCGUGAAAAUGGUCUGUAACAGUCAUUGUAUUAGAGUCCCUGAAUUUUAGUAAAGGAUCAAGUGAAGAAAAAAUAUGUGAACAUCCUUAUGUUUAGAGCUUAUGUAUUCAUGGUUCAGUUUGUGUACAUAUGGCAUUUUUGACCUAAAAUGCCAAGACAAUCACAUUUUUUCUUUUAGCGGAAGACGACAAGAGGGACAUAACACAAGCUUAUAUAUUUUUUUGUAUUAAGCACUGAGAGAUUGAGAUAUAAGAAAAACCUUGUGUGGAAGUUACUUCUAAUUCCUAGCCAUUUCAGUAUUUUUUUCCCUGUAAUGUAAUGUCUUUGGUGCAUUCGCUGCAAGCUGUGCUUUCAGAGUUGUCACCUUUAGUAUAAAUCAUAGAAUGACAUAAUUUGAACAAUGAUUUGGAAAUUAAUCUUUAAUUGAACUUAA